UUCUCUCUCUUGCGUUGUCUUGCAUAUUUCUCACCCCCAGCCCUCGUUGCUGUGGCUUAUUCACUUCGGUGUGUCACCCACGCAUUGCUCCGACUCCAUCUCCAGAAGGGGGAAGGGGGGUGCUGGGUAUAUGCGUUUGUGACGAAUCCCAGGGCUUCAAAGACUGAAACCAGGUCCAGCACCCGGACCGUAGACACACCGGCAAGGACACUCCAAACUGGGAUGAACGAUGGAUGCUGCCCAAACGCGCACACUGGAAUCAAGACAACACACCAGGAGCUAUCCUGAUUUUACGCUUUCUUAGACCUUCACUUCACCUGGCGCCUGUGUCGAUCGAAGCCAGCGAAAUUGGAGAAUAACUUGAUUACAAGGCUUUUACAAUUAAUUUGGAUUUAAAAAUAUAGAUUUUGAGAGCAUCUCUUCAGAAACAGGGGGACCUUUGAAUUUGGAUCGACAUACUGUUAAAAUCUACUUGGACUGGAUUUGUAUUCAUUUUACUCAUAGGAACUUUGGAAUAAAGCAGUUUUGAAUUGCAGGUAUUCUCAGACUUGUUCAUUUCAUCAAAAAUAUCUACAUUAGGCUAUAAAUCGGCUACGCGCUCUUGAAAUAAUAAGUACAACGAACUUAUUUGAAUCAAGCUUGUGGAAUUGUUGAUUGUCUCUCGAAAGCAUUGGAGCUUGGAACACGGAAGAUAUGCUUCAAUGGAACUGUUAACUUUUUCAAGAAAUCCUAGAUGGAGGUUUCCCGGUAUGAGGAGGGAAUAACCAGGAAGUCCGAAGUCCUCCGACCAGGAUCUCUGGGAAACAGAAUUUUUUGAAAGUUCCAGGAAUUUUUUAACCCUAAAAGUUCUCCUGAACGUCUGGAUCGACUGACACACACAAUCAUGGACAGAUCACUGGACCUCUGAGUGCAAUCUUCCUCUUUCUCCUCCUCCUUCCUCCUCCUCCUCUUCCUCCUCCUUCCUCCUCCUCCUCCUCUUCCUUCAUCCUUUUACUCCUCCUCCUCUUCCCAUUGAAGGUCCCACCUGGUUGCCAGAAAAUCAGUGAGACAGAAAGACAGAUCAACAAGAGGUUACAAAAAAACAGAGGUUCCAACAAACCCCUCUGGUCUUUUAAUUCAUUUGGUAACCAUGACGCCCACUCUUUCCCCCUCCUUAUAUGGGCACCUGGUGAACCCCCAAGUCCCCCUGCCAUCAUCGUUGAUGCUUCUGCUGCUGAUACAACUGUUUAGUUGGUGCCCGGCUGCUCCCUCAGGGCCUGAGUCAGACACCUGCUCCACUCUGAUUCAGAGCCGAUUCUUCGGCCACUUCCUGUCCUCCUCCACUUUCCCCACGGCACCCUGCUCCUGGACCCUGCAGAACCCUGACCCGCGCCGCUACACCAUCUUUAUCAAGGUAACCAAACCUACCUCCACAACGGACUGCAUUCCCCGGCAGCUCCGCACAUUCCAGUUUGACUCGUUUCUGGAGACCACGCGCACCUACCUGGGCAUGGAGAGUUUCGACGAGGUGGUCAAGCUGUGUGACUCUUCAUCCCCUGUGGCCUUUCUGGAGGCUGGGAAACAGUUCCUACAAAUGAGGAAAGGGCCGCCACGGGCCGGCAUGGAGGUCACCACCCCUAACGCUAGCGAAGAUGGGGAAUUUAAGACAGAGUACCUGGUGGUGGGGAAGCGUAACCCCAGCAUGGCAGCGUGUCAGAUGCUGUGCCAGUGGCUGGAGGACUGCCUGGCAUCCAGCACCUCUAACAGGCCCUGUGGCAUCAUGCAGACCCCCUGCCAGUGCUGGGAGCCUCCUCCUCCUCCACAGCUCAGCGAAGGAGAUGGAUGCUACAGGAAUGGGUUCUACCUGGAGAACUGCCUACCCAGCUCCAAUGAGAAGAGUGAUACUGACAGCAACGGUGGCUGGAGUGUGUGGGCAGAGUGGAAGGAGUGCAGCAGUGACUGUGGUGGUGGCGUUCAGACCCGGAGCCGUACCUGUCAAUCUCCCCCGGAGGAGAUGUGUGAGGGAGUAGUGGAGGAGGGAAGGCCCUGUAACCCUCAGCCCUGCAGUGGCAAAGGCCGUCAUCUCUCUCGCAGCCAAUCACUUCGCUCCGUGGACAGCCGCAAGCGCGAUGGCGGCGGUGGCGAGGUAGACAAGACGCGGGGCGGUGGCGGCGGACAGCAGGCCCCACAGACAGUGGACCAGGCUGCGUCAGGUGAGGAGUGGUCGUCGUGGAGUGUGUGUUCGGCCACGUGUGGUGAGGGCUGGCAGAGCCGCACACGUUUCUGUGUCUCCUCCUCCUACAGCACCCAGUGCAGCGGCACGCUCCGAGAGCAGAGGCCCUGCAACAACUCUGCCGUCUGUCCAGCCGCUCUGAUUGCAGUGCACGGGACUUGGGACGAGUGGUCGCCAUGGAGCUUGUGUUCGUCAACCUGCGGUCGUGGUUACCGGGAUCGCACGCGAAGCUGCAAGCCCCCUCAGUUUGGGGGAGACCCCUGUAUGGGGCCGGAGAAACAGACCAAGUUCUGCAACAUCGCUGUCUGCCCAGUUGAUGGAGUGUGGAAUGAGUGGGCUAAUUGGGGUUCAUGCUCUGCGUCCUGCUCCAACGGGACCAUGCAGCGCAUCAGGGAGUGUAACGGACCUUCGUACGGAGGAUCAGAGUGUCGCGGGGAGUGGAUAGAGACCAGAGACUGCUUCCUACGGGAGUGCCCAGUGGAGGGUAAGUGGCAUCCUUGGACGUCGUGGGUGGGCUGCACCAAGACAUGUGGCGGGGGGAGCCAACAGAGACAGAGGAUUUGCUAUGGGCCCUUCUUUGGGGGUGAAAAUUGUCCUGGAGAUCGGGAGGAGGUGCGCCGCUGCAAUGAGAAGCGGUGUCCAGAGCCUCAUGAGAUCUGUGCAGAAGAGAACUUCUCCAACGUAGUGUGGAAAAUGACUCCAGCAGGGGACACAGCGGCCGUACGCUGCCCUCCCAAUGCCAAUGGGCUGAUCCUGAGGCGGUGCACUCUGGAUGACGAAGGAAUAGCCUACUGGGAGAACCCCACUUAUAUGAAGUGUAUCUCCAAUGACUACCGCAGCAUCCAAACACUGACUCGGGAACACCUGUCCAAGGCCCAGCGGGGGCUUGUGGGGGAUGGAGUUUCAGAGGUGAUGACCAAGCUCAGGGUGACGUCCAGCGAUGGGACCAGCUACAGUGGAGACUUGCUGGCCAUAGUGGACGUACUGAAGAACAUGACAGAGAUCUUCAGAAGGGCCUACAACAGCCCCAGCAAUGCAGACAUGAGAAACUUUGUCCAGUCAGUCAGUAACCUGCUGAUGUUGGGUCCUAACAUCAAGGAGCUGUUCCGGUUGGUGGAAGACUUUGUGGACGUCUACGGUCUUAGAAUGAAAGACUUCCAGGACAUGGUUGAGGUCACCGAUAACUUAGUUCUGUCCAUCCACAAGCGUCCGGUGGCAGGUAAUGCAGACAUCAGCUUCCCUAUGAAGGGCUGGAAGGGGAUGAUGGACUGGGCCCGCAGCUCUGAGGACAGAGUUACUGUCUCCAAGAACAUCCUCUCCACAGGCAAGCCAGAUGCAGAUGACUUGUCAGCGUUUGUCACCGGGAUCGUUCUCUACAGAAACCUGGGCAGCAUCCUAUCUUUACAGAGAAACAGCACCGUGCUCAACUCCAAGGUGGUGUCUGUGACCAUCAAGCCCACCCCAGGAUCCCUCUCUACCCCAGUGGAGGUCCAGUUCUCACACCUUUACAACGGCACCACAAACCAGACCUGCAUCUCCUGGGACGAGAGUGACACGUAA
Molecule: messenger RNA, 3772 nt
Organism: Oncorhynchus tshawytscha (Chinook salmon)
Lineage: Eukaryota; Metazoa; Chordata; Actinopteri; Salmoniformes; Salmonidae
Product: adhesion G protein-coupled receptor B1-like
Exons: 18
Coding region: 1130-3772 (880 amino acids)
Biological process (GO): negative regulation of angiogenesis
Cellular component (GO): plasma membrane
Molecular function (GO): G protein-coupled receptor activity
Source: RefSeq, a predicted model, not a curated record